Messenger RNA from Trichoderma reesei QM6a, 1823 nucleotides. RefSeq lists its product as uncharacterized. Bases 217 to 1407 code for a protein of 396 amino acids. Lineage: Eukaryota; Fungi; Ascomycota; Sordariomycetes; Hypocreales; Hypocreaceae. The transcript has 4 exons. Gene Ontology annotation, molecular function: RNA helicase activity; ATP binding; RNA binding. The record is from RefSeq and is a predicted model, not a curated record.
AUCAUCACGAACUUUUUUUCCUAGAUUCUUCAGCUCUCGUUUGUAUCGAGAGCGUUUGGGUCUAGACGACAACUUCCUUCAGUUUCAUUCACCGCCUGCAGCCUUCUCCCCCGAGAAGCCUGUCUUUUUUCUCCGCGCUUCCACCCCGCCGAAUUUUUCUUCUAUUUCUAGGUCGAGCUGUGCUUGAUCUAGAUUUCUUCUUCGACAACCGCAAUCAUGGCUGACAAAGGACUUGAGGAUGUCCCCGAGGGACAGAUCGAGUCUAACUACGACGAGACUGUCGACUCCUUUGAUGACAUGAACCUCAAGUCUGAACUCCUCCGUGGUGUUUACGCCUACGGUUUCGAGCGUCCCUCUGCUAUCCAGCAGCGCGCCAUCAUGCCCGUUAUCAAGGGCCACGAUGUCAUUGCCCAGGCCCAGUCCGGUACUGGCAAGACUGCCACCUUCUCCAUCUCCGUCCUGCAGAAGAUCGACCCCUCUGUCAAGCAGUGCCAGGCCCUCAUCCUCGCCCCCACCCGUGAGCUGGCCCAGCAGAUCCAGAAGGUCGUUGUCGCUAUUGGCGACUUCAUGAACGUUGAGUGCCACGCCUGCAUUGGUGGCACCAGCGUCCGUGAGGACAUGAAGGCUCUUCAGGACGGCCCCCAGGUCGUUGUCGGCACCCCCGGCCGUGUCCACGACAUGAUCCAGCGUCGCUUCCUCAAGACCGAUGCUAUGAAGAUGUUCGUCCUCGACGAGGCCGACGAGAUGCUUUCUCGUGGUUUCACCGACCAAAUCUACGACAUCUUCCAGCUCCUUCCCCAGUCCACCCAGGUCGUCCUUCUCUCGGCUACCAUGCCCCAGGACGUCCUCGAGGUCACCACCCGAUUCAUGCGUGACCCCGUCCGUAUCCUCGUCAAGAAGGACGAGCUUACCCUGGAGGGUAUCAAGCAGUUCUACAUUGCCGUCGAGAAGGAGGAGUGGAAGCUCGACACCCUGUCCGAUCUCUACGAGACCGUCACCAUCACCCAGGCUGUCAUCUUCUGCAACACCCGCAGAAAGGUCGACUGGCUGACCGACAAGCUGACUGCCCGUGACUUCACCGUCUCCGCCAUGCACGGUGACAUGGACCAGGCUCAGCGUGACCUGAUCAUGAAAGAGUUCCGAUCCGGCUCCUCCCGUGUCCUGAUCGCCACUGACCUGCUGGCCCGUGGUAUCGAUGUCCAGCAGGUUUCCCUGGUCAUCAACUACGAUCUCCCCGCCAACCGGGAGAACUACAUCCACCGUAUCGGUCGUGGUGGUCGUUUCGGCCGAAAGGGUGUUGCCAUCAACUUCGUCACCGCCGACGACGUCCGCAUGAUGCGUGAGAUCGAGCAGUUCUACAGCACCCAGAUCGAGGAAAUGCCCAUGAACGUUGCCGACCUCAUCUAAACAAACAGACAUCGCCACCGGAUUACUAAGUUUUCACUCGCUUCGGGCUAUACCAUCUGUUUUCGAUAUCACGGGUAGCUCUGUUUCACGAUAGGAGGACACAUACGUGGGGAAGGGAGAGUGGGGCCAUCGUUGCAAGAAAAAAGAAGAACGGCGACAUCUUUCCGACGGUAGCUCUUGAUAGAUUGUGAACGUUGAUAGAGGAGUGAAGGGGGGACACCCAGGGACCGCGAUUCGAGAAAUCUCCGAUAUUUUCGAAGGGGGUUAACCGACCUUUACCAAGGGGAGGGAAAGAAAAAAGGGGGGGCAGAUUCCGUGACUGCGUGACGAAAGGCUCAGGAAGUCCUUUGCACCUUAAUGACAUGAAGGUGCGGCGGGCAACCAAAAGUAAUGCAAUGAUCACUUUUUUUUUCAAA